CAUCAUCAACAUUAUUCCUGUAAAUUAGCAGCUCUCACACUCUCGUACAGGAGCUUCAAAAGCAUGGCUGCCUGAUUGAUUCCUCCGUCACCGUUGAAUUUGCGACGAUGACAUCCAUAACUUCCGUUGAGUUAAAUUAUAUGAUUUUCCGUUAUCUUCAAGAAUCCGGGUUUACACACUCCGCCUUUGCUUUAGGAUAUGAGGCUGGAAUCAAUAAGUGCCCCAUAGAUGGCAAUUUAGUUCCACCGAGUGCUCUCAUUACCUUUGUGCAGAAAGGGCUACAGUACUUGGAAAUGGAAGCUAACUUGAAUAAUAGUGAUGCUGAUAUGGAUGAAGAUUUCUCAUUUAUACAGCCUAUGGAUCUUAUCACUAAGGAUGUGAACGAAUUGCGACGAAUGGUUAAAGAAAAGAGGAGAAGUUCUAGGAAGGAUAAGGAGAAAGAAUCUGAAAAGGAUCGUGAUAGAGAACGAAAGCGAGGAAGAGAUAAUAGGAGGUUAGAUAGGGAGAAAGAUCAUGUUAAGGAUGGAGAAGGAAAAGAGAAGGAUGAAAAAGCAAUGAGAGAGAAGGACGAAAAAGCUGCGAGAGAGAAGGACGAAAAAGCUGCAAGAGAGAAGGAAGAAAAACUUGUGAGAGAGAAGGAUGAAAAAGCUGUGAGAGAGAAGGACGAAAAAGCUGCAAGAGAGAAGGAAGAAAAAACUGCAAGAGAGAAGGAAGAGAAAGCUGCAAGAGAGAAGGAGGAAAAGGCUGCAAGAGACAGGGACGAAAAAUCUGCGAGAGAGAAGGAUGGAAAAGCUUUAAAAGAGAAGGAUGAAAAAUCUGGGAAAGAGAAGGAAGAAAAAGCAGGGAAAGAGAAGGAAGAGAAAGCUGGAAAAGAGAAAGAGGAAAAAGCUGGAAAAGUAAAGGAUGAAAAAUCUGGGAAAGAGAGGGAAGAAAAAGCAGUGAAAGAGAAGGAAGAAAAUGUUGGGAAAGAUAGGGAAGAGAAAUCUAUCAAAGAGGAGGAGGAAAAACCCAAGUUACAAGAUGUGCCUUCUGAUAUGGAAACAGUUGUUGAGCGAGAGGAGAAGCCUGCCAUCAAAUAUGAAGAGAAUAGAGUUUGUCCUGAUCCUGAGCCCAUGGAUAUCUCUCCAUCAUCACCUUCCAUGGAGUGUGAAAUUUCUACUUCAGAUGUGACAAUAUUAGAGGGCCACACAUCCGAGGUUUGCGCAUGUGCAUGGAGCCCUUCUGGUUCACUUCUUGCAUCUGGGUCUGGGGAUUCAACAGCUCGGAUUUGGCCUAUGUCUGAGAGAGGUUUUGGAUCACACAAUGGAUCCACCAAUGUCGUGGUGUUGAAGCAUGUUAAGGGGAAAACAAGUGAGAAAAGCAAAGAUGUUACUACUCUUGAUUGGAAUGGGGAGGGUACCCUUCUCGCCACAGGAUCUUAUGAUGGCCAGGCAAGAAUUUGGAACACAAAUGGUGAACUGAAGAGUACACUAAGUAGACACAAGGGGCCAAUAUUUUCUUUGAAAUGGAACAAGAAGGGUGAUUAUCUUCUUACGGGAAGCUGUGAUAAAACAGCCAUUGUGUGGGAUGUGAAGGCAGGAGAGCCGAAGCAACAGUUUGAGUUUCAUACAGGUCCGACCUUGGAUGUUGACUGGCGAAAUAAUGUUUCUUUUGCAACAAGUUCUACAGAUAACAUGAUAUAUGUAUGCAAAGUUGGGGACAGCAGUCCUGUUAAAACCUUUGCAGGCCAUCAGGGUGAAGUUAACUGUGUCAAAUGGGACCCCACGGGGACACUAUUGGCCUCUUGCUCAGAUGAUAGCACUGCAAAGGUAUGGAGUAUGAAGGAGGAUGGUUUUGUUCACGAUUUGAAAGAUCAUUCAAAGGAGAUUUACACUAUUAGGUGGAGCCCUACUGGUUCAGGAACAAAUAACCCCAACCAGCAGUUGGUUCUGGCCAGUGCAUCUUUUGACUCCACUGUGAAACUAUGGGAUGUGGAGCUUGGAAAACUACUGCGUAGCUUGGAUGGUCACAAGGAAGCUGUAUACUCUCUUGCAUUCAGUCCUGAUGGUGAAUAUUUAGCAAGCGGAUCUUUGGAUAGAUCGUUGCACGUUUGGUCCCUUAAAGAAGGGAAGAUUGUAAAGACAUACUCUGGAAAUGGGGGCAUAUUUGAAGUAUGUUGGAAUAAGGAAGGUGACAAAAUUGCUGCAUGUUUCGCCAACAAUACUGUAUGUGUUCUGGAUUUCAGAAUGUAGCAUGCAUGAAACUCUACCAAGUUGCCAGGGUUUCACCUCUUGGUUUAGCUUAGAAUGUACUUUGAAUUCUUUCGUAGUUUGGGGUUAGGAUUAGCUGCUCAUUAGUUCUGUAGAUCUGGUUCAGCAAUGUACAAUUAUGUAAUUUGACAAACAGUAAUUCAUACAAUUGUACAGAUAACAUUUGAUCGCGGCUUAUAGUCUUUAUUAAAUUAAUUAAGGGAUGUUUGGGAGUUUAUAAGAAUUUCUCCAUUUUUAGUUUGUAA
Molecule: messenger RNA, 2494 nt
Organism: Spinacia oleracea (spinach)
Lineage: Eukaryota; Viridiplantae; Streptophyta; Magnoliopsida; Caryophyllales; Amaranthaceae
Product: WD40 repeat-containing protein HOS15
Exons: 14
Coding region: 108-2231 (707 amino acids)
Biological process (GO): regulation of transcription by RNA polymerase II
Cellular component (GO): histone deacetylase complex
Molecular function (GO): transcription corepressor activity; protein binding
Source: RefSeq, a predicted model, not a curated record